CCGGUGUCGUGCACACACCGCCAAGACGUCAAAGCGACGACUGUGCACAGUCAUUUCUACCUGUCGACAGUUAGAUGGGGUUUAGCACUUGCGUCGCUAAACGAUGAAAGUUAACGGAAACUUGAGUAAAACUGAGCAACCGGUUCUCCGUCUACUGCGCCUCUUACUGCCGUGAAAGGGGUUUCGACAUUGUAGUUAAAAACCUGUCUGAAGCCGAGGUUCAAAUUUGUGAAAACUUUAUUUCAUUUUAUGAGAGCAAGGUAACCGCAGCUUUCCCCUAGGCAACACUUUUGCCUGCAGCGGCUGGGGGCGCAGUGUUUGGGCCUGGGGACCCACCCUGGUAUCACGGACGGUCCGAGGCUGCUGGAGCGUCGUUGUGCUGCGGAGGACAGAGCGGAAGAUGGCGACUGUUUGGAGGCUGCUUAGGAACCUCCGGAGCUGAUACCGGGGAGGAGGAGAAGAGACAAACUCAGAGCCCGCAGAAGACCACGUCUAAAACAACGAAAUCCAAUACAGAACAUAUAGGGCACGUGUGAAAUGGACAAUAAUGUCCCGCUCCCCUGACAAUGAGGAUGGAUGCUUUGUUGCCAUGGAUACAGAAGACGAUGGUACGGAUACUGCAGGGAUAACAGAAGAUGUAGAGGCAAAGAUGGGGUCCUACGGACAAGAAGGGAACAUGGACAGUGGUGCCAAAGCAGGGGGGAGAACAAUGGUGGAAUUGCCAGAGGAAGUUCUCGAAUAUAUUCUAUCCUUCCUCUCACCUUACCAGGAGCACAAGACUGCUGCGCUUGUAUGUAAGCAGUGGUAUCGUCUCAUUAAAGGUGUUGCUUAUCAGUGCUACCACGGUUUCUUGAGAGCUGUCCAGGAGGGAAAUAUCCAGUGGGAAAGUCGCACAUAUCCAUAUCCAGGAACCCCUAUCACUCAGCGCUUCUCACACAGUGCAUGUUAUUAUGACUCAAACCAGUCCAUGUAUGUGUUUGGGGGUUGCACUCAGAGUAGCUGCAAUGCUGCCUUCAAUGAUCUGUGGAGACUUGACCUCAACAGCAAGGAGUGGAUCCGCCCUUUAGCCUCAGGCUCCUAUCCAUCUCCUAAAGCUGGAGCAACUUUAGUGAUGCACAAAGAUCUGUUAGUGCUCUUUGGGGGGUGGACUCGCCCCAGCCCUUAUCCACUGCACCAACCUGAAAGGUUUUUUGAUGAAAUCCACACCUACUCUCCUUCAAAGAACUGGUGGAACUGUAUCGUAACAACACAUGGACCUCCACCUAUGGCUGGUCACUCUUCCUCUGUAAUUGGAAACACCAUGGUGGUGUUCGGAGGAUCAUUAGGAGCACGUCAAAUGAGUAAUGAAGUCUGGGUUCUGGAUCUGGAGCAGUGGUCUUGGUCCAAACCACCCAUAUCUGGCCCAUCACCACACCCACGAGGAGGCCAGUCACAAAUUGUCAUUGAUGAUCAGACGUUGCUCAUCUUGGGAGGAUGUGGUGGCCCUAAUGCACUCCUUAAAGAUGCCUGGCUCCUCCACAUGAAUGCACCACCAUGGAGAUGGCAGCAGCUGCAGGUGGAAAACGAGGACCACGGAGCCCCGGAACUUUGGUGUCACCCAGCUUGUAGAGUGGGCCAGUGUGUGGUGGUUUUCUCACAGGCUCCAUCUGGCCGUGCACCGCUCAGCCCAAGUCUUAACUCUCGGCCCUCCCCCAUAAGUGCCACACCUGCCCCUCUUGGCCCCGAACCGUCUUCCCUGCGUUCUCAGUCACCUGUUCGGAGCGGGGCUGCUGGUGUUGUCCUGGGAGCUGUUGAAGAGGCUCCAUGUGUAAAUGGUCGAUGGGGAACGCUGAGACCUCGGCCUUCAGUGAGAGGGAGUGCCAGAGAUGCAAGCCCAUCCUCGUCCCAACAGCAAUCUCCUUCACAAGGCCCAGACAGCCCUCCUCUUCCACCACUUCCUCCAUUAUUAAAUGGAUCCUCACCUUCACCCCGGACCAGCCCAGCCCAGGCUGCAUCUCCUCCCUCUCGCCCCCACCUGCCUGCCUCUACUGACUAUGGCUGGGAGUCUCCCCCUUCUGCCUCUCACCACCCUGAGGUGCCCAGCACUAACGGCUUGCAUACACCUCCUGCAGGCUCCCCCCGCACUCCCCCAGGAGCAGUGUCCCCAGCUGCCUUAAGACGAGGUCUGGAGGCAGUGAAAAAUAAAUCUUCCUCAUCUUUACCAUCUUCAUCAUCAUCGUCUUCCCUUCAGACACAGGGAGCUUCUCCUGGAGGAGGAAGUGGUGGAGGAGGAGGAGGUCCUCCCGGAACCCCUCCCUCAUCGUCCUCCAGCCCUCCACAGGCCGCUGGAUCUGAUGGACAUGCUAUUCCCCCUAUUGCACGGCGUCUAGGCCAUCACCCACCUCAGAGUCUGAAUGUAGGAAAACCUCUGUACCAGUCGCUCAACUGCAAGCCCAUGCAGAUGUAUGUGCUGGAUGUGUCCCGGGCCAAAUCUGCCGGGGUGGUGUCCUGGAGAGUUUAUGGGAACGGGACUCCUGCAGCAGUUACAGGGCCACCGGAGACCAGCCUUCACACAGUGGUACAGGGCAGGGGAGAGCUCAUCAUUUUUGGAGGCCUCAUGGACAAAAAGCAGAAUGUGAAGUACUACCCUAAAACCAACGCCUUGUACUUUGUACGUGCUAAAAGAGAGGAACUCGGGAAGAACGUACGCUGGUGACAGAAAUGGUUGACGACUACCUUCUUUUUUGUAUCACUCUUUAAGCCUGCCAUGUUUACAUUGAGAACAGUGUGAGUGUGUGUGUGUGUGUGUUAUGUGUGCACGUUGGUGGUUAAAAGUUGUUGACUAAUGUGUGUCGGGGGCCAUGGUGGGUGAGAGAUGUGGCACUGUACUAUAAACAUAGUUAAACAAUAAAGGCCUCCACGUCUGCUCUGUCAUAGUCUUAA
Messenger RNA from Xiphias gladius (swordfish), 2922 nucleotides. RefSeq names its product F-box protein 42 (gene fbxo42). Bases 548 to 2695 code for a protein of 715 amino acids. Gene Ontology annotation, molecular function: protein binding. The transcript has 13 exons. The record is from RefSeq and is a predicted model, not a curated record. Lineage: Eukaryota; Metazoa; Chordata; Actinopteri; Istiophoriformes; Xiphiidae.